ACAGAAAACUGACCACUGUCAUCUAGUGGUACACUGUCACAGAGCACUGACCACCAAUAUUCAGUCGAGUAGUUUCCAUCAGUUGCAGAGAGAACUGACCACUACCAUCUGGUGACAAACACUCAGUCUGACUGAGGACUUAGAGGGAGGUAAAACCAAACGGACAGGUUGGCUUGGGACUGUUGAACACUGUGGAGAUCUCGUCCUUCACCAGUGCGAUCAUCUGUCUGUCUCUCCCCGGCGCCUCCCAGCGUUUGUAGCUGGUCCCCACAUAACAAGCAGAGCGGCAGUCAGGCAGAACUGACGGCGUUAAUCUGAUUGGCAGAGCUGAACCAGGUAUUUGAAAAGAGGUUUCAUGACCGUGUCACCACUGCACAGUUACAAUUGGCCGGACCGACACAGAGUGACAGACGCUAGAAGGGUACACGUGCUUCGGGGGAACUGGUCAUAGACAAGUGUAACAUCAAGUUUAAACAUCAAGAGUAACAUCAAGUGUAACAUCAAACUCUGAACCUGACACUGACAUGCUCCAAUGUCGCUGAACAACCGAACUGAAUCACAGUCAGGAAUCGGUAGUGCCUUGAAAAAGAUUAUGGCGGAAGAAGUCGAUGACUUGAAAAAGCCAUUGUUUUGGCGUGCUGUGUUCGCAGAGUUUCUUGGCUGUUUCUUGCUGAUUGUUUUCGGUGUAGGAGCUGGUCUUCAUGUGGAGGGAACACAUGGGCACAGCAGCGUGCAUAACAUCCUCACUGCAGGAUUCUUCAUCGCCGUCAUCAUCUCUGCCCUCGCCAACGUCAGCGGUGCCCACGUCAACCCCGCUCUCAGCCUCGCAUUCGCCGUCACAAGAGAAAUAAGCUUCGCACGGUUCUUCUUCUACUCUGUGGCUCAGUCCGCGGGGUCAGUGGCGGGGGCGGCGCUCCUCAAGUUCAUCACCCCCGCUAACAUGCACGGCACCCUCGGGCUGCUGCAGCCGGGGAAGUACGUCAGUUCGGAGCAGGCCCUGGUGGUGGAGAUCAUCGUCAGCUUCUUCCUGGUGUUCGUCAUCUUCUCCCUCGUCGACAAGGGCAGGAAGGACGUCGGUGGCUCCGUCCCCUUCAUCAUCGGCCUCUCCGUCUGCGUCAACGCUUUCUUCUCCGGUCACAUCUCCGGCGGCUGUAUCAACCCUAUAAGGAACUUCGGCCCCGCCGUGGUACUGGGAAACCUCAAGUAUCAGUGGAUCUACUGGGUGGGGCCAAUGGUCGGCUCUGUGCUCGGGGGACUGCUGUAUGACAAGGUGUUCUCCGUGGCUGCAGAGAAGCACGGCCUGCUGAGCUGCGUAAAGAGCCGCCCAUACCAAGCCGUCAUCAUGGACGAGCCAGACACCAUCGAGAAGGAAAUAGAAUUGCGAACCGGAAGUAUUUCCUCGAGUGACCUCCCGAAGAAGCAACCUUAUUCCGAAUCCAUCGAGAGAAUAGCUUCCGUUUAGGGUCAAAUAUAUAGUGCACGAAAUUAUAGUACACGUGUACAGUGACUUUGCCUUGAAGCACAGCAGUGUUAUCUGAUUAAUGAAUCCAAUGAUUUAUGAAAUGACUGCAAUGGUAAUGUGUACGUCACGAUGACGUGUUUACAUAAUAUACAUUUCAAUAUAUUUAACUACUUAUUUAAUGUGAUCUUAAAUAACCGACAUGUCACCGCCGACUCUUAAAACACACAAUGUUAUAUUGGAACCUAGUAAAUUCACACAUGAUAGCCAAUCCUGUGACACACCUCUUAGUUUGUAUUUAGGGACAGGCUAUGUGACUAGUCAGUACUAGGGAUGCGCAGAUCGUCGCCGGAAUACCAGAGUCACCUACGAGUGCUGGAAUAUUGAGGGGAAAGUGAAUAUACACAGCAGCUGUUGGCGACUUCAUUAGCUUCAUCGGUAUAGAUUCAUUUACAUAUUAUUUUAUUAACUGGAGAUCUCUGCAUCCUCAUCAUGUAUUCCCUGUGUGAUGACCCAUGCAUCACCGAUAUGUUUUUAUUGUGCCGAGUCAGAGAAUAUAAUCUGUUUGUCUACACAGAAUCAGUAAAAGCUCUAUGCAGUUCGAGAGAUGGCUAAACGCCUAUUGAAACAAUAGUCAGCAGUCACGGCUUCUGUGGGGUCCAUACCCAAACUAAUGUCGUUGGCGAUUUAAUCUUAAAGCAUACAAGAGAUCAAUAAUGCUAACAUUAUCAGGUUGAAAUCUGAGAUUCACACCACGAUCAACAAGUAGCUAUAGUCGCUAAGUGAUCUAAGAUUCCUAUAGAUAGCCGAGACUAAGGUAUAUAUCCCGCACGCCUUUCAACUCUUACACAAUCUUUUAUUAAUUUUGUUAUAUAAUAAACUAUUUUCUUACAUA
Messenger RNA from Haliotis rufescens (red abalone), 2354 nucleotides. RefSeq names its product aquaporin AQPAe.a-like. Lineage: Eukaryota; Metazoa; Mollusca; Gastropoda; Lepetellida; Haliotidae. The record is from RefSeq and is a predicted model, not a curated record. The coding region runs from base 533 to 1462 and encodes 309 amino acids. Gene Ontology annotation, molecular function: water channel activity. Gene Ontology annotation, biological process: transmembrane transport. Gene Ontology annotation, cellular component: plasma membrane. The transcript has 6 exons.